This is a messenger RNA of Linum tenue, 1161 nucleotides long. The record is from the annotation of a GenBank genome assembly. Lineage: Eukaryota; Viridiplantae; Streptophyta; Magnoliopsida; Malpighiales; Linaceae.
AUGCCGCCGCCGGCGUUCCCCUUACCCGGCCGUAUCACGGCGGCCGCCGUGGCACUCAUCACCAUCCUCGUGAUCACCGCCACCCCAGCCGCCGCAAGACCACCACCGCCGCCACCAACCCACCUCCCCAAAUUCACCGCGGCCAUCAUCUUCGGCGACUCAACCGUCGACACGGGCAACAACAACUACAUCACCACCGCCGUCUUCAAAGCCGACCACCUCCCCUACGGCGAGAACUUCCCUUCCGAGACCCCCACCGGAAGGUUCUCCGACGGGAGGCUCAUCCCCGACCUGAUCGCCAGCCGCCUGGCGAUCAAGCCGGCGGUCCCGCCGUACCUCGACCCUCAACUCCCCGCCGGCGAGCUCCGGACCGGAGUCGCGUUCGCUUCCUCCGGUAGCGGGUACGACGAGCAGACGCCGGAGCUGACUUUCUCCGUUUCGAUGGGAAGGCAGGUCGAGAUGUUCGAGGAGUAUGUUGUCCGGCUGAGGAGGGAUUUCGGCGACGACGUGGCGGAGGAGACGGUCGGCGGGGCGUUGAUACUUGUUAGCGCCGGGACGAAUGAUUUUUCGGACAAUUAUUAUAAUUUGCCCACCAGGAGGUUGCAGUUCAACAUGAGCGGUUAUCAGGAUUUUUUGCUGCAAAGAGUGGAGAAAUUCGUUAAGGACGUGUAUGCUGCGGGAGGCCGAACACUGUUCAUAGCAGGGCUUCCACCGAUCGGGUGCCUGCCGAUUCAAAUGUCCGCAGCUCUACAGUUCCUCCCGCUGGAAGCCAGACAGUGCAUCCAAUCCCAAAACGCCGACUCCCGAGCCUACAACGAAAAGCUCAAAACGCUGCUCCACAGAUUGGAAGCUUCACUUCCCGACAGCGUAAUCGCCUACGCAGAUGUUUUCGAUCCGAUCCUCGACAUGGUCAGCCAGCCCCAGAGAUACGGGUUUGUGGAAGCGAAGAGAGGGUGCUGCGGCAGCGGGCUACUGGAAGGUGCGUUCCUCUGCACGCCGUUGACGCCAACGUGCGGAGAUUUGUCGGCGAAGUAUGUUUUCUUCGACAGCAUCCAUCCCAGCGAGGCCGCCAACAAAAUCCUGACGGCCAACCUCGUACACCAACUCGAUUCUCAUUAUGCCGCACGAAGUCGUUCUUCUGUGCCUAACCAUCGAGGUUGA